Molecule: messenger RNA, 2692 nt
Organism: Numida meleagris (helmeted guineafowl)
Lineage: Eukaryota; Metazoa; Chordata; Aves; Galliformes; Numididae
Gene: RERGL
Product: RERG like
Exons: 5
Coding region: 318-962 (214 amino acids)
Molecular function (GO): GTP binding; GTPase activity
Source: RefSeq, a predicted model, not a curated record
CAUUUAAAGGGGCACAGGGAGGAAAAGGGGGGGGGUUAUGCAGAGAGGGGGGGAACCCCUUCCUUUUCUUCACAUUCCUGACACAAAAGGAUGGCAACCUGAAAACAAAGCUAAAAUGAACUCCCUCAGAUGCGGAGCUAGAUAAUGUCUUUUCUUUUCCUCUACGUUUUGCUUGUUUCGUUUUUUUCUUUUUCCUCAAGCUCCCAGCUGUUUAGCGCGCGGCGGGGGCUGACAAAGCAGGAGGGGCUGAGGAGCAGACGUUUGCGGACCACACCAGGAGGCGGGAGAAGCUGCCCGGAGAAAGUUUGUCCGGACUUAUGGGGAUGGAGGGGGCGCCAGGGGCGGGCCGCCCGUCGGAGAAGCGGCGAAGCUCAGCCCCUCCUCCCACCCUCCGCCCUCGCAGCCCGCUGGCGGUGCGGUUCCUGACCCGGCGCUUCAUCGGGGAGUACGCGUCCAAUGCCGAAUGCAUCUACACUAAACGCUUAUGUCUGGAUGGAAGGCAGAUACACUUGGAAAUUUAUGACCCUUGUUCACAGCAGGGGAAGCUCUCCCUCACAGACGAGCUCCACUGGGCUGAUGGAUUCAUCAUUGUUUAUGACAUCAGUGACAGAGCAUCAUUUGCAUUUGCAAAAGCAUUGCUAUACAGGAUCCAAGAAUCUCACAUAGGAGCUUGUAAAAAAAUGGUUGAGUCAACAGUGUUUUUGGUUGGUAACAAACAGGAUUUAUGCCACAUGAGAGAAGUUGGCUGGGAUGAAGGACAAAAACUGGCAAUGGAUAACAAGUGCCAAUUCUGUGAAUUGUCUGCUGCAGAACAUUAUCAGGAAGUUGUGGCAAUGUUCACAAGAGUCCUGAGGAGUAUCACCUCAAAUCUCAAGGCAAAGGAAAAGAGAAGACCAAGUGGAUCAAAAUCAAUGGCCAAGUUAAUCAACAAUGUGUUUGGAAAGAGAAGGAAAUCUGUGUAAAAGAUGGAUAGUCCUGAAGUAGGAACAAGCUGAAAUCGCGGAGCACAAGCAGUGCUUGGGAUUCAGUCAACCUCCUCUGAAGGUCAAUGUCUGGAGGAGCAAGAUGGUAUAAACCAAAGGUGGAAGAUAACAUGAUCAAGGGGACAGGCCUAAACCUAGGAGACCUGACCUCUGUCUCUGGUUCUACAGCAGACUUAAUGUGCUAGGGCUAUGUCACUUAAUCUCUAAGCUGCUGCUUUCAACCAUUAUCUCAUAAGUUCUUCAUAGAAAGACAGUUUUACUAUAUAUUUAUUCAACACCAACAUGAUCAUAGGUGGAGCUUCUAGGAGCAGCUGAGAAUAAAUUGUUAUUUCCAAUAAACUCAGUCUUGCUGACCAAACUCUUGAGAACUCUGAGAUGUAGUUCUUCUGUACGAGAACUCUUUCACUAAAAUAAAACGCUCUUACUGAAUGCAAGGAAGAACAGUUCAGAACCUCUAACAGUUUAAAGGUGUUUGACACCUGCUGAUAUUCAUAAGAAUUAAAUGCUUAGACAUCAAAUCUACAGAAGAUAUGUAUCAUCAAAGCUGCCUUGUGGAGACAUCAGAAGUAGGGAAGCAUAUGAACAGAGCAGUAUUGUCUCCAGUUUCAGUAUCUUUUGGUUUUGAGUGAUAAAAGAAAGUAGAGAGUACUGAGGAGGUUAGGAACUGAAAAAAUGGUAGUGGAUGAGCAUUGGACAGUUUCAGUGAGAUCUUUGUUCAGUGAAAUCAUUUUAAGGCUAGGACUAGGGUAACAUCUUAGGCUGAUCGCUUUCCCAGAGCAGUUUUCCUGGGUUGUAACAUAGUUUCUUUAAAAGGUGGAUAUGUCAGUUCAAGUUCUUGAUGUCUGCCUGCUGGUAGGAACCAUGCUCCUAAAUUGCAUAGUUUUUUUCCUAGGGCCAGUGUUUUUACAACCAAGUCAUUGCUAUGGUAUUGAAACCCUGCUUGAGAGAGUACUAAAGAAUAUGUUAGCUAUGCUUUGAAAUGUGGAUAUUAAACAUCAGAUGGGUCUAAAUAUGCUGUCAGUUGACAUUUAGAGCUCUUGCUGUAGACCUACCUAAAUAAGAGCUUACCCCUGCAUGUUUGAAAGUGCUUUGCUCAUACAGAAAUUAUAAAGGGAAGAGAUUUGAAAGUGAACUACUGCCUCCUGCCCAGAGGACAGCUAAGAUUCAGUCUUGGUGAGAUGCUACAUUGAAGCUUGCCUCUGUUCAGGAAUGUUACCUGCAUUUUAAACUAUUAAGAUUACUUUGUAAGUCAGGGCGGAACACUCAUUUUAAGAUGUCCACCUCCAUAAGAUGGCAUAUAAAAAGCUAUACAAUCUUAAUGUUACUGUAAAUAAAACUAAAGCAUGUUUUAGUAAGUGUUAAACAGAGAGCCCUUGCUUUUUUUUUGAAGGAAAAAAUAUUUCUUUUAUUUUAAAACUACAAAUAUUGGAAUAUAGUUCUCAGUCACAAUACUACUUUAUUUUUAUUCAGAGGCUGCUCUAUCAUAUCAGGAAUACUGUAUUUAAAAUUGCAUUGUCAUUAUCUAUGAAACUGAACUUGAAGACUACUGAUGCACACCUCUCAGCUUUUCAGCACACAGAAUUCCAGAACAACUGCUAGACUGCUGGCAGGGCAGCUGUAUCUUGCCAGCUCUAGCACUGUCUGAUUUUUAAACCUCUUACUGUAUUUCCUACUGUGAUACUAAAUAAACUAAAUAUAAGAUGGAUGUA